Ramularia collo-cygni is the source of this 1107-nucleotide messenger RNA. Its product is annotated as Mitogen-activated protein kinase Hog1. The transcript is spliced from 9 exons. Gene Ontology annotation, molecular function: MAP kinase activity; ATP binding. The coding region runs from base 1 to 1107 and encodes 368 amino acids. The record is from RefSeq and is a predicted model, not a curated record. Gene Ontology annotation, cellular component: cytoplasm; nucleus. Gene Ontology annotation, biological process: protein phosphorylation; cellular response to oxidative stress; stress-activated MAPK cascade. NCBI's taxonomy places the organism in Eukaryota, Fungi, Ascomycota, Dothideomycetes, Mycosphaerellales, Mycosphaerellaceae.
AUGGCUGAAUUCGUGAGAGCGCAGAUUUUCGSCACCACGUUCGAGAUCACCAGCAGGCAAGUGGAUAAAAACGCAACCUCGCCAUACUCGGACUUGCAGCCUGUGGGCAUGGGGGCUUUUGGGCUCGUAUGCUCCGCCAAGGACCAGCUCACUGGCCAGGCCGUGGCUGUCAAGAAGAUCAUGAAGCCCUUCAGCACGCCAGUUCUCUCCAAGCGGACAUACCGUGAGCUUAAGUUGCUCAAGCACCUCAAACACGAAAACGUGAUCAGUCUCAGCGACAUCUUCAUCUCGCCGCUGGAGGAUAUCUAUUUCGUGACUGAGCUGCUUGGUACGGAUCUUCACCGUCUUCUGACCUCCCGACCACUUGAGAAGCAGUUCAUCCAGUACUUCCUCUACCAGAUCUUGCGCGGCUUGAAAUACGUCCACUCUGCCGGUGUCGUGCACCGUGAUUUGAAGCCCUCGAACAUCCUUGUCAACGAGAACUGUGACCUUAAGAUUUGCGACUUUGGUCUUGCGCGUAUUCAGGACCCUCAGAUGACCGGCUAUGUCUCCACACGUUACUACAGAGCGCCUGAGAUCAUGUUGACCUGGCAAAAGUAUGACGUCGAGGUCGACAUUUGGAGUGCUGGAUGCAUCUUUGCGGAAAUGCUCGAGGGCAAGCCACUUUUCCCAGGCAAGGAUCACGUCAAUCAGUUCUCCAUCAUCACCGAGCUGUUGGGCACGCCACCAGAUGAUGUUAUUUCGACCAUCUGCAGCGAGAACACCCUCAGAUUCGUGCAGUCGCUGCCGAAACGCGAACGUCAACCGCUAAAGAACAAGUUCAAGCACGCCGAUCCUCAAGCUAUUGAACUCCUCGAGCGUAUGCUUGUCUUUGACCCACGGAAACGCGUCAAGGCGGGCGAGGCGCUGGCGGAUCCAUAUCUGUCGCCCUACCACGACCCGACCGACGAACCUGAAGCAGAGGAGAAGUUUGACUGGUCCUUCAACGAUGCCGACCUGCCUGUCGACACAUGGAAGAUCAUGAUGUACUCUGAAAUCCUCGACUACCACAACGUGGACUCGGCCAACAAUGGCGAGGAUCAAAACAGCGGCGCGUUGGCAGCAUGA